AUGCACUGCUGCCGAUGCCCUGCCAUCGCCCCCGAUGACUCCCUUGGAGCCUGCGCCCCGGCGGCCACGCUGCGGGCGGCCAACAGCGUGCUGAGCGCCGCCUUUCUGCAGUCCCUGGGCCCCGCCGGCGCGGCGGGGCUGCUGCAGAAGCUGGGCCUCGACUUCGUGGUCUCGGCCUUCCACGAGGUGGGGCCCCGGCAGUGCGGGGAUCUCUUCCUGGAGCUGCAAGUGCCCUUCUGCGCGGAGCUCUUCGUGGCGCUGGGGGACCGCUGGCUGGCGAGCCUCUUCGCCAAGCUGCAGCCGGACUUCCUUUUGACCUUCUUCGUCCACGUGGGCGGUGGCUUUGUGAGUCAGCUCUUCCUUCGCCUGCGCACGGACUUCUGCGCGCGGCUCUUCGGGCACCUGGGCCCGGCCUUCUCGGCGCAGCUCUUUAAGGCGUUGGGCACGGCCUAUGUCAGGGACCUCUUUAAGUCCUUGACCUACCACUACUGCGCCCGGCUCUUCUCGCAGCUGGGGUCCGCCUGGACGGCGGAGGCUCAUCGCAAGAUGGGGCCCAACUUCUGUCUGGGGCUCUACGGGUCGCUGGGCUCCACCUUCACGGCGCGGCUCUUUGGGACGGCGGGGCUGGGCUUCACCUCGGAGACCCACGAGGCCUUCGGUCCCUCCUUCACGGCGCAGCUCUACUCAGGCCUGGGCGCGGACUUCGUGGCGGAGCUCUUCGAUUACCUGGGCCCCAAGUUCUCCGGGGGCCUGCUGAGCAACCUGGGCCAGGACUUCGAUGCAGUGCUCUUCCGGCGCCUCGGGGAGGACUUCAUGGCGCAAGUCUUCGUGCAGCUCGGCAAGGCCUACGUGUCCAAGUUCUUCAAGGUCAUGGGGAAGGAGGUGGGGGGCCUCUUCCGGGCGCUGGGUGCCAAGUGGUUCAGCCGCGUCCAGCACCACAUGGGCAAGGACCUGUGCAAAGAGAUCUACGAGGACCUGGGCGCGGAGUUCCUGGCUCAGCUCUUCGAGGUCUUCGGGGAGACGUUCGCGGGGGAGGUGCUGCUGAUGCUGCAGGCCCACUUCUGCGUGGAGAUCUUCGCCCACGUGGGGCCUGCCUAUGCCUCGCGGCUCUUCGGCACGCUGGGCCCAGCCUGGGCAGCGAAUCUGUUUCUGGAACUGGGCCAGGACUUUGUGGCUGCGUUGCUGGCGGGCCUGGGCGCGAGCUACGCUGCCGCCCUCUUCAGAUCGCUGGGCAGGCGCCACGUGUCACAGCUGUUGCGCAGCGUGGGCCCGCAGUGGUCUGGGCUCCUUUUCGCGAAGCUCGGCGGGGAGUUCGUUGGAGACCUCUUCCGACAUCUCGGCAGUGCUUUCGCAGUAUGCCUUAUGGCCCAUCUGGGCACCAAGUUUGCAUUUCGCCUCUCCAGAGAGAUGGGACUGACAAAUUUGCUGGGCGUGUCCGUGACCUUUUGCAAGGGUCACGAGCCCUGUCUCACCGUGCUGCUGAACUGCGGCUGGACGGAGUCCAUGGAUCCGAAGCUCCUGACUCCCUUGAUCCCCCACCUGCACGAGCUCGACCUGAUUGUGCUGACCCAUGCGGACGUGAAGCACCUGGGCGCGCUGCCCUACGUGCUCACCAAGUACCCGGUCUCCUGCCCGGUGCUCUGCACCGAGCCGGUGCAGCGGCUCGGGGAGCUCAGCGCCGUCAGCGGCCUCGAGGACCGGGAGAAAUACCGGGACCCUGCGGAGGCAUACGAAGUGGAUGAUGUGUUGCGGACCUUUAUGUCCAGGCUGACGACCCUGAAAUACCGCGAGACCUUCCGGAUCCAGGCGAACGGCCGCGUGCUGGCGGCCUGCCCCUACCCCUCGGGGGCGCAUCUGGGCAGCGCCUUCUGGACGCUGCACUGCGGGUCUCUGUCGGUGGUGUACCUGGUGGACGGCGCCAUGCGCCGGGGCCGGUACCUGGAUGGCCUGGAAGUGCAGCGCUUGCUGCCCGCCUGCCGAGGCGCCGCGGGGCGCUGGGACGUGGUGGUCACUGCGCCGCCCUCCACGGCAGAUUUGCCACAGGGGGGCCACCAACGGCCCGUGGAGCUGCAUGCGGCCUCCAAGGCCAUGUCCGUGGCGCGGUCCGUGAGGGAGCAGUGCUUUCUCGAGGAGGCCAUCGGCACGCUGCGGAAGGGCGGCACCGUGCUGGUCCCCGCGGACGUCGCCGGGUGGAUUCCGGAGGCGCUGCUUCUCUUCGAGGCCGCCUGGAACCAGGACCGGCAGCUGGCGAGCUACCCGGUGGUCUGGCUGUCCUCCGUGGGAGACAUGGUGUUGGAUCAGGUUGGUGCAGAGGCUGAGAAGUUCUUGGAGCUCAGCGCAGGCCACAAGGAGGAUGCCCUCAGAGGCUCUCCUGUCUACGCAUUCCAGGAGUGA
Molecule: messenger RNA, 2394 nt
Organism: Effrenium voratum
Lineage: Eukaryota; Dinophyceae; Suessiales; Symbiodiniaceae
Source: the annotation of a GenBank genome assembly